UGUCGUGUCGUCAUCACGCACGCAGUGUUUGGUUUCCGCGCCGAGCCGAUAUGGCAGCGACGAUCCUCGAGAGUAAACCAGGCGAUGAGCCUACUGAUGGAGGGGAGGACGCGGACAGGUCGAUGCUGAGGGCCGACAGCGGCAGCGGAGAUGACUCCAUGGACGGCAUCAGUAGUCACGUCACCUGCUGUCCUCUGACUCCAUCGUUGUCUCCACGGAAACGGACCACGAGCCAGUCCAAGACGGAGCCUCCUCUGCUGAGAACCAACAAGAGGACCAUCUACACAGCAGGCAGACCUCCGUGGUACAAUGUCACCGGGACCACCUUCAAAGAGGCCUUCGUUAUCGGCCUGUGUGGAGGAAGUGCCUCUGGAAAAACCACAGUGGCCAAUAAGAUAAUUGAAGCACUAGAUGUUCCCUGGGUGGUUCUGCUUUCAAUGGACUCCUUUUACAAGGUGUUAAAUAAAGAAGAGCAGGAGCUUGCUGCUAAAAAUGAGUAUAACUUUGAUCACCCCGAUGCCUUCGACUUUGAGCUGCUGAUCACCGUCCUCAGGAAGCUGAAGAAGGGGAAAAGCAUCAAAGUUCCUGUUUAUGACUUCACCAACCACAGCAGACGCAAGGAAUGGAAAACCGUUUAUGGAGCUAAUGUGGUCAUCUUCGAGGGCAUCUUGGCGUUCGCCAACAAAGAGCUGCUAAAGCUUCUGGACAUGAAGGUGUUUGUGGACACAGAUUCAGACAUCCGGCUGAUACGCCGGCUGAAGAGGGACGUGUCUCAGCGUGGACGCGACAUCAACGGCAUCAUCAAACAAUACAAUAAGUUUGUGAAGCCAGCGUUUGAGCAGUACAUCGAGCCGACGGUGCAGGUUGCCGACAUCGUGGUUCCCAGAGGUGGAGACAACUUUGUGGCUUUAGAUUUGAUCGUUCAGCACGUCCACAGUCAGCUGGAGAAGAGGAAGCUUCGCUGGGAUAUAUCGGCUCUAGCCUCGGCUCAUCAGGGUCAGCCUUUACCCAAAACCCUCAGCGUCCUGGAGAGCACGCCUCAGGUCCGCGGCAUGCACACCAUCAUCAGGAACAAGGAGACCAACAGAGACGAGUUUAUCUUCUACUCCAAGAGAUUAAUGAGGCUGCUGAUAGAGCACGCCCUCUCCUUCCUGCCCCUCAAGCCCGUUUCAGUGGAGACGCCUCAAGGCACCAUCUAUGAGGGGAAGAGGCUGAGCGGUAAAAGAAUCACGGGGGUUUCUAUCCUGAGAGCCGGGGAGACCAUGGAGCAGGCCCUGACUGCCGUCUGUAAAGACAUCCGGCUUGGAAAGAUCCUCAUUCAGACCAACCAUGACACAGGAGAACCUGAGCUUCACUACCUUCGUCUGCCGAAGGAGAUCAGCGAAGAUUACGUCAUCCUGAUGGACAGCACCGUCUCCACUGGGGCCGCUGCUCUCAUGGCCGUCAGAGUUCUGCUGGACCACGAUGUGGCCGAGGAUAAGAUCUUCCUGCUCUCGCUGCUCAUGGCAGAAAUGGGCGUCCACUCUGUUGCCUACGCUUUCCCCAAAGUCCGCAUCAUCACCACCGCUGUGGAUAAGGAGGUGAACGACCAGUUCCACAUCAUUCCAGGAAUCGGUAACUUUGGGGAUCGCUACUUCGGGACUGAUGCUCCAUCAGAUGUCUGUGAAAGCGAUGAAGGGAUGGAUUUCUAAAGAGGGAACAAACGGCAUAAUGUUACAGGAGCGCUUCGCUGUGGAAGCAGCAACCAACAAAAACAGAUUCCUGCUCUGCUCGACUCUAGCAGCAGAGACGCUCUAAACCUGUUCCUGUUGGAUCCCACAGAACGGUUUUAAUCCCAAAAGAAGGUUUUAUGUGCAUAAGGUUACAGCUGCGUUUAAAAAGGGAUCAGAGAUAAAUGGGCGCGGUUACUGCCAGCUCUGAACCUUUUCCACAAUUCAAACUAAGGCAAUCUAGGAGUUUAUUUUUAUCUUGUCUAUAAUUUCUCCUGUGAUGCUUUUAAGUUUAUUUUAUUUACUGUCAAUUUACAUCAAAUUGAGACACAUGUUGUAUAUAAAUUAAUUUAAUUUAAACCAGAUCUCUGCUUAGCCUCGAUUGGAUUUAACAACACUUUAUGUUAAUCUAUAUUUUGCAC
Molecule: messenger RNA, 2131 nt
Organism: Cyprinodon tularosa
Lineage: Eukaryota; Metazoa; Chordata; Actinopteri; Cyprinodontiformes; Cyprinodontidae
Product: uridine-cytidine kinase-like 1
Exons: 15
Coding region: 51-1691 (546 amino acids)
Cellular component (GO): cytoplasm
Molecular function (GO): kinase activity; ATP binding
Source: RefSeq, a predicted model, not a curated record